AUGAUUCAUUGUUGUCCUUUUUAUGAUUGUUUGGUUGAACAUGUAAGUUUUGAUUUUUUGAAAACUAAAAAAAUGAUGUAUUUGAGAAAAAUAAUGAGAACCUGGGGAAUUCGUUUUCUCAGAACUGUAUUAUAAAAAAAAUUGUUUUUUGAAUUUUUUUUAAAAAAUAUCGUCAUAGUUCUUAUUGUUAAUUGUAGUUUAUGAUGGUUUUUUCAUGUUAUCAAAACAAGAUAUUUGUACCUAUUUUUUUCGAAAAAAAAAUUACAGUUUCAAAAAUUUUCGAUAUUAAAUUUGAAUAAUCAUCCGAGUUACUUCUAUAAGAUCAAACAAAAAAAUUGACUAUUCAAAGUUUUUAAAUAAGAUUGUUAGAGAAUAUAAAUUUGUUUACACGAUUAAAGGUUUCCCAAAAAUAUACUGUUUCAAAUAUUGUUUGAAUGUUGAAAUGAUUUUUGUCGGAGGUUCUUGCUCUGUUAACAUUGUGCAAAAAAUAUUUUGAACGAUUUUAGAUCAUUGUAGAAAUUCAGUGUUACAAGCAUCAGUAAUUUUCAAAUCCCAAAGUUUCUCCAAUAAAUUCCCCAAAAUGUUUUGUGCUCCAAAAAAACCACACGACUUGCUAAUAUAUCUAAAUCAAUCAACUAAAAAAGCAGAAAUAUUUACGUCAAGUAAAUAGCAAAAUCAAAUUUCCGCGCGACUACAAUUUAUUCUCCAAAUCUCAAAAAUCGUUCUUAAAAUGAUGUAUUUUUGAGAUAACAAAGAACAAGUUCAUUUUCUGUGGGUGGUCUUGAAGGAAUUCUCGAACGGACAGAUAACAAGAACAUCUAGAAUUUGUUUUCAUCGAAUGAGUUUACAUUUCAUUUUGGAUUGAGUGAAGUCUUGGGAGAGGUUGAACUACUGACCGCCACGUGGAACCUUCCAGUUCCCACUUCAAAAAUCCAAUUUUCUCUUCUGUUUAGAAAUUUCUGAGUUGAUUUUCGUUUAAAAAUUCUACUGUAAUACAGUUUCGCAAAAAUCGAUUUCCUGUUCAUUUCAGAAUUCCCUCAAAAAACAAUUCCGCUUAUUCUGAGAUUCACCUAAAAGUACAUUUUUUGUGGGUGGCCUCAAAGGAGUUCACUAACAAGAAAAUAUAGUUUUGUUUUUCAUUUUCAUUUUUAUCAAAUCAGUUCAUUUCACAUGAGUUUUUGAUAUCAACUUUCUUACUUGUUCUCUUACUUCAUGAAAUUUUUCAGCUGCUUGUUUGAAUAACAUAAAUAGCAUUUACAAACGUCAGCAACUUUCGUAGUUUCUACUGAAUUUUCUGCUGAUUGUGAAAAUAAUCAGUUGACUACUGCAAGUCUAAAACUAGAAAAUUCCACUGUUUCAGCGAAUAAUCGUUCCGGGAAGAGCAGUCGCGUCAGCUUCAACAAGCUCCGGCUUUCAAUCAAAUCAGGUUCAUCCGCAGGUAUUAUUAAAAAUUGGUAUUUUGUUAAUUAGAUUUGAAAAAUACCCGUAAUUUCAGCCAGCCCCAAAAGCAACGCAUCAGGAAUCGGCGACGACUUCGUCAGCCACAACCACUUCGAACAUAUCACUACGAUUUUUAUUUUGUGGAUCACUUCAAGUGCGAACAGAAGUGCAGAACCAGUGAGUGAAGGGAAUAGAUUUAGAGGGGAAGAAAAUGUUGAAAAAUUAGACAAAAAUUUUAUAUCCUAAAUAUUUCUAGAAAUUUUAAAGCAGUGAAAUUUCUAGAGAUUUUUUUUUGAAUUCAGUUAUUUCAAAGUGCAUCAUAAUUUUGUAGUUGAAUAGUUUUUCUUUGGAUUAAAUAUUCAAAUAAAGUCUCAUUGAUAUAAAUUGAAAAUUCUUGAAUAUCCCGAACUUUCGAAACAUUAGUUUUUUUUUGGAAAAUAUUUAUAUUCUUGAAAAUGUCUUGUUUUUGAAACAGUGAAGUUUUUUUUUUUUUUUAGAAAUUUUUUUGAACUCGUAUUGGCACGAUGUAUUGAAAAAUUUCUAAAAUAAUUAGUAAUUUCUUAUUUUUGAAACAGUGAAAAAAAAUAUUAUGUUUGCUUUUCACUUUUUUGAGAUGGUUUUUUUGGAAACAAAAAAAUGUUAAGUUAUAUUUUUAACGAAAUUUCAUCCGCUCACUUUUUAGAGUAAUUUUCUCCCAAAAAAUUCACUGUUUCGAAAUUUUUAUAAUUUUUUUGCGAAAAUUCAAACAUCAAUCAAAUUAGAUAAUGAUUUUCGAAAUUAAAAUUCCCAAAUGCCACGUCAUGUCAAGUACACGUUUUCCCAAUUUAAUUUAUUUAUUAUAUCACUUUUUCAGUUGUACAUCAUAGUUCAUUUUUUCUAGUGUUUCCAAUCAACUUAUUUUUAGAAACUUCUGACUUGAACUUAAGUUAACUCAAAACGUCUCUGAUUUUGUUCCAGAGUCAACGUAUGUGGAGGCACAAGCCUCACGGCUGCCGAAAUGGCCCGUAAAAAUAGUCUCAUCGAAAAACAGCUCGAAAAAGACCGUCUUCAUCUUCGCCGAACUCUCAAAAUUCUACUUUUGGGUGGUCCAGAAUGUGGAAAAUCAACAAUUUUCAAACAAAUGCGAAUAAUUCAUUUGAAUGGUUUCAGCGAUUUAGAUUAUGUGAAUUUUCGAUAUUUGAUUUAUAGUAAUAUUGUUCAAUCAAUGGCUCAAUUAUUGAAUGCGGCUAAGAAAUUGAAUAUCAAACCGGAUAAUACUUUGGCUGUUAAGAAAGCAAUGAUGUUUUUUGAAAGACGAUAUAAUAAUGCUUCGCGUCCGACGGAAGUUGAGAUGAAUCCGGAAUUAUUUCAAUCGAUAAAUAGUUUAUAUAAAUCUGAAUUCAUCAAAGCUGUCAUUGAAAACAAAAAUGAAAUUGAACUUUUGGAUUCUGCAACAUAGUAAGUUGGGAUAAAAAUGGGAAAAAAGAGGAUGAAGUUUCUAAAAAAAAUCUAGUUUUCCACCUAAAAUUCCACCUAAAAAUGUACAGUAAUUUCGGGUCAUUUUUGAUCAUGUGAUCUACAAAAUUUGAAAAAUCUGAAUUUCUUAACAAAAAUCUACAGUAAGGCUUAUUUAGUGUCGAAAAUUCGGAUUUUCAUAUGAAAUCCCUGAAAUUCAAUUUUUAACCUCAAACACUUUUUUUCUGAUCUCUUGGUUCAUCUCACAUACAUCAGUACUAUUACAUUUUAAUUCGGUUCAUUGAAAUUUUUCCAAAAAUAGUAUGAGAUUAGGACGUAGAUACUUCCGUCUUUUGUUAUUUUUUUUGAAACAUCACGACUUAUCAAAACUUUUAUCCAUAGAUCACACAAUAUUUAUAUAAAAUUUCCAGUUUUCUUGAUGACAUUGAACGGAUUUCUGGAAUUGAUUAUAAAGUAACAGAAAUGGAUGUGAUAAAAGCGCGAGUUCCAACAACUGGAAUAACUGAAAUACUAUUUCCAUUUCGACAAGUUCAACUUCGAAUGGUUGAUGUUGGAGGACAAAGAUCAGAACAAAGAAAAUGGAUACAUUGUUUUGAUAAUGUGAAUGGUGUACUCUUUAUAACAGCAAUUAGUGGAUAUAAUAUGUUUGUGCCAGAUGAUGAUGAUCCUGUAAGAAUUCUUUGUUUCUUGAAAAAUAAAUUCUAAUUACUGUUUGAUACAUUUUUCCAGAGAAAACUAACAAAUCGCCUUCGAUAUUCAAUGGAAUUGUUCAAAAGAAUUGCAAAUCAUCCAUGUUUCGGAAAAAAGACCGCCAUUAUUUUAUUUUUGAAUAAAAUUGAUAUUUUCCGCGAGAAGAUUGCACAAUAUCCAUUGACCAAGUGCUUCAAAAAUUAUAAAGGUUUGUUUUUUUUUUGGAUUAUUUAUCGCAAAUGUAGGAGAUUAAAAAUUAACGUGUUUACUUACCAAAAGUUAUACUAUACUCUUGAAACAGUGAAUUUUUCGAGUUAUUUAAACAAAAUUUUCGAUGUGAAUUUAUUUUUAUCACUUCAAUCUCGCAACUGAAAUGAACCUGAAAAAAUUAAAUUGAAUUUAAAACGUUAACAUCAACGUGGAAUUUGAAAAAUAAUUUCUGAGAAUUUCAAAUUAAUUUUUUUGCAGGCGGUCAAGGUGUUGAAGCUUGUGCCCAAUAUGUUCAAGAUCGUUUUACUAGAUUAGUGAGUGCCGAAAUUCAACACGAAAAACCAAUAUAUUCACAUUGCACAAAUGCAACAGAUACACGAAAUAUUGAUCGAGUAUUUGAUUCUUGUAUGGAUGUUGUAUUCAAAAUAUCCAUGGAAAAAGUUGGAUUCAUUUAA
Caenorhabditis angaria is the source of this 4250-nucleotide messenger RNA. NCBI's taxonomy places the organism in Eukaryota, Metazoa, Nematoda, Chromadorea, Rhabditida, Rhabditidae. The record is from the annotation of a GenBank genome assembly.